GUUAGAUUUAACUAUUUGUCUGUCUAUUCAAGAUUUCAAGCCGAUCGAAGGAGUAAAGACCCACCAUUUGUUUUGGGUGGGCCCGGCUUUUCUCAUAGGAGUUCGAACUUGAAGGAUAUGACUCCAAAUUUGAUUGCGUCAGAUUCCAACCGAGCAAGAACAACGUGUGUCGUAUGCAUUUUAUGCAAUCAUAGACGGCGGUACACCUCGUCACUUCUCAAUUUCUCAUUCAUCACGAAGAUGUAGACAAUUCAUGCAUCUAUAAGGUUAUUUGAUCGCGUCUUGAACUGUUGCAAUUCAUUUGUGGUCGAGUGAAACCCUAAUUCUUCGAUAUCGGAUGAAGGAAGUGCAAUCAGAGCUCUGUAAUGGAAGACCUAAAAGAACGCGGCAGCCCUUUCAAGGAGUAGAUGUUCUGGGCCUAAAAAAACGUGGGCAAGGGCUUCGAUCAUGGAUCCGUGUUGAUGCUGCAUCUGGUGAAGCCCAAGUUAUUGAAGUUGACAAAUUUACCAUGAUGCGUCGCUGUGAUCUUCCUGCACGUGAUCUUCGUCUUCUUGAUCCAUUAUUCGUGUACCCCUCAACAAUUCUUGGGAGAGAGAAGGCAAUAGUUGUGAAUUUGGAGCAGAUUCGGUGUAUUAUAACAUCGGAUGAAGUUCUUCUUUUGAAUUCACUCGACAGCUAUGUGUUACAGUAUGUGGUGGAGUUGCAACGAAGGUUAAAAGCUGCAGGGGAUGCAGGUGAUGUUUGGCAAUCAGAAAGCUCUGAUUUUAGCAGAUGGAAAGGAGUUAGGACUUUUCGGGAUAUGUUUGGAAGCCCUUCACCCGACUAUCUUCCCUUUGAGUUCAAGGCUUUAGAAGUUGCUCUUGAGGCUGCUUGUACAUUUCUGGACACUCAGGCAUCAGAAUUAGAAAUUGAAGCAUAUCCAUUGCUUGAUGAACUUACAUCAAAGAUCAGUACUUCGAAUUUGGAGCGUGUUCGUAGACUGAAAAGCAGACUAGUUGCUUUGACUCGGAGGGUUCAGAAGGUAAGAGAUGAGAUAGAGCAACUGAUGGAUGAUGAUGGAGAUAUGGCUGAAAUGUAUUUGACUGAAAAGAAAGGGGGAAAUGAGUCGUUAUUCUACAGUGGUGGUACUGGUGGUGGAGAUGGAUCUAUGGCGGGAUACAGAUCAACAGAUGGAACGCAAUCUGUAUCUGCUCCUGUGUCUCCAGUUUCUUCACCAAGAGAUGGAAAUGGGAAAAGGCUUGAAAAGAAUCUAAGCCUUGCAAGGAGCAGCAGGCAUGAUAGCAUAAGGAGUUCAGAUACUGCAACUGGAAAUAUUGAUGAGCUGGAGAUGCUUCUUGAAGCUUAUUUUAUUGUCACUGAUAGCACUCUCAAUAAGCUCACAUCGCUGAAGGAAUACAUUGAUGAUACUGAAGACUUCAUCAAUAUUCAAUUGGAUAAUGUUCGGAACCAGCUGAUACAGUUUGAGUUGUUGCUGACAACAGCGACGUUUAUUGUGGCGAUAUUUGGGGUGGUGGCGGGGAUUUUUGGGAUGAAUUUUGAGAUCGGGUUGUUUACUAGCCAGUCUGCAUUUAAAUGGGUACUGCUUGUUACAGGGAUUUUUGGACUCUUUUUGUUUGCUUCCUUUCUCUGGUUUUUCAAGUACAGAAGACUCAUGCCAUUGUAGUAAAUCCUUCAAUGGUAUUGGAUACCACCAGAUCCGAACUCUUAUUAUUUCUUCAAUGCAAAAUGAAAAAACACCCUAUGGAGAUUAUUUGAUAAAAGGGUUGAAUCAAACCUUCCCUCAUUUCCUUUUACUUCUUUGUAAUUACUUUAUGGAUGUUUUAAAUUAUGCAAAGUCACAUAAUUAAGUUCGGUGAGAACCCUAGGGCUGCGUUUGGUUCACAAAAUGUUUUUGAAGGAAUUGGAAUCUGUUAAAGGAAUUGGAAUUUGUCUUGAAUUGAAAUCCAAUUCAAUAUUCUGUUUGGUUAGCAG
This is a messenger RNA of Lactuca saligna, 1971 nucleotides long. The record is from the annotation of a GenBank genome assembly. NCBI's taxonomy places the organism in Eukaryota, Viridiplantae, Streptophyta, Magnoliopsida, Asterales, Asteraceae.